This is a messenger RNA of Naegleria gruberi, 429 nucleotides long. RefSeq lists its product as uncharacterized. The coding region runs from base 1 to 429 and encodes 142 amino acids. The transcript has a single exon. The record is from RefSeq and is a predicted model, not a curated record. Lineage: Eukaryota; Heterolobosea; Eutetramitea; Acrasida; Naegleriidae. Gene Ontology annotation, molecular function: beta-catenin binding.
AUGUCCACAUCAGGAAAGGAAUUAAUUAUUCAACAAAUUCAUCAACAACUUGGUAGACUCCUCAAACAAUUAGAAGAUGUAGAAGAUAAUCGAGAACUGCUCGAUUCGGAAGAAGAAUAUUUAGAAAUCAAGGGAGAAACCCUCAAACAAUUAGAAGAGUUUCAGAAUACUCUCAACGAAUUAAAUCAUCAAGAAUUAGCCUCCGAUCAAUUAAGCUCCUUCAAGAUGGCUAUCCAGGCAGCAUGUAGUCAAGCGUUUAAAACUCCAGAAAUUAUUUUGUCGAUGAGUGAUUUUAGGGAAAAGAAGAGUGAAUUGUUGAGUGCUUUGCAGAAAUUGGGAGUUUCUUUGAAUUCCGAACAGACUCUCUUCUUGAAACAGAAUAUGAGUGAACAGCUGAAGCAAUUUGUGGAUGAAGAAUCAAAGUGGUAA